Messenger RNA from Cydia strobilella, 6809 nucleotides. Its product is annotated as transcription factor Sp4-like. The record is from RefSeq and is a predicted model, not a curated record. The transcript has 17 exons. Gene Ontology annotation, molecular function: RNA polymerase II cis-regulatory region sequence-specific DNA binding; DNA-binding transcription factor activity, RNA polymerase II-specific. Gene Ontology annotation, biological process: regulation of transcription by RNA polymerase II. Bases 600 to 2768 code for a protein of 722 amino acids. NCBI's taxonomy places the organism in Eukaryota, Metazoa, Arthropoda, Insecta, Lepidoptera, Tortricidae.
CUUGCAAAUGCAACAGAGUACUUCGUGUACUCUUAUCGUUUGUUUACAGACCACGUCUCGUUACCAGACACGGCUGGCGCGCCAAGCGGCACGACAUGUGUGCAUUUUUUGCCCGCCCAAGGAGGCCGCGGGCGCGAGGUUAUACACCCAUUAUUACGUCCUUCCUACUUUCAAUUAUUAUUAUCGGGCGGCGGCGCCGCACCCGCGACGGGGAGGAGGAGAGAGGCGCAGCUGCUGCCUACCAAUAAUCGAGACCUGUCCUCGAUGGAAAGGGACGGAGAUAACGACCGACAAGCACAAAAUAAUAAUUAUACUUGAUUUUAAUGUCCAGAGGAACUUUUCAGGUAUAAAAUUGUAAGUAAAUAUAAUUAUUGGUGAGUUUCGGCAACUUUCAUACGAUCCAGAAGUAACGUGAUCUCUGAAAAACAUUUAAAACUGAAAUAAAUCCGACCGCGAUAGGAGGCGGAUCUCCGAAGUUUGCCGAGCGGUUUCGCCUAUGCUCGUCAGUACGCUCGCCGCAGUUUGGCGGCCGGUCGUGAGGAUGGUGCGUUCCGUUCGCAAACAAAGAAAAAUACUAUUUUGCAAGUGUCAAGUGGAUAAUGUCGUCUGAGCCUACUAAAGUGCAGGUGGAAUACAUAAACGAGGAUAAAACAGUCAAGGAAGAAAGCGGCCCACAGUCGCCCCUAGCGCUGCUGGCAGCUACGUGCAGCCGUCUCGGCGCCAACAUGGGGCCCGAACAGGAGAAAGAGCAACAACAUUUCAGUCCACAACAACAAACGCAACAGCAACAAGCGCAACAGCAGGCGCAGCAACAGGCCCAAGCCCAACAGCAGGCUCAACAGGCGCAACAGCAAGCUCAGCAGCAAGCGCAGCAGGCCCAACAGCAAGCGCAGCAACAAGCGCAGCAGCAACAGCAACAAUUGAUUCAACAACAGGUGCAAAGCGAAGCGGCCACUCUCGCAGCAAUCCAGCAGCAAUACCUGCAGCAGCAGCCGCAGCUGCGAGUCAUCAGCUCCGCCGUCGUGCAGCAGCUCCGUGCUCAAGGGCUCUCUGGAAAUGAACUGUCGGCGGCCAUCGCGAACGCGGCGAAUGCCGUACCCAACGGCAUUCAAGUUCAACAGCCUCAGGUUAUAUCAAUGCAGCAGCUACAGUCGCUAUUGGGAGGCGGAGUGGUUUCGAACGCCGAGGGCGCCACCUACCAAAACACUCCGCAACAGUUGUUACAAAUACAUCCUCAGCUACUACAGCAAGGCGGCGGCAUGUACGGCGGCUGCCUGGUGGGCGGCGGCGUGCAGCCCAUGCAGGCCGUCACCGUCGACGGGCAGGACGCACUCUUCAUACCCGCGCAGCACUCGCAGAACUUCUCGGGCAUGGGCCAGGUGAGCCUCGUGAACGGGCAGCUCGUGCGCACGCCGGUGCUGCCCGCCGGCUUCCUGCAGAACGUCAUGCAUCUGCCCACUGAGCAACAGGCCACCGUGACGAUACCGGGCACUAACAUAUCGAUACCGUUAUCCGCGCUCGGCAACCAAAUGAUAUCGAUACCUGGCUCCAACCUAGUGCAGGGCUUAUCGAUACCGACUAGUCAGGUGCCGACCAGCCAGACGAUAUCGAUACCGUGUAGCGCGCCCGACAAGAAGGAGAAGGAUGCCAGUCCGCAGCACCAAGGCGGCGGCGUGGCGGUGCGCGGCGGCGUGGGCGGCGUGGGCGGCGUGGGCGUGGGCAUGGGCAUGGUGCCCGUGCAGGUGCCCGUGAGCGUGGCCAACGGGCACACCGUGUACCAGACCGUGCACCUGCCCGUGCACGCGCCGCAGCAUCUGCAGAUCAUCCCGCAGCUGCAACAAAUGCAAACACAACCACAAGUAGCGAACGUGCUCACGCCAUCGGGACAGAUUCAGCAGAUUCAAAUCGCGUCGCUGGCCAAUGUUCAGCAGCAAAAUGGAGCAACACAAGCCAACGCCAGCGCCGGGCAAACUCCAGGAACCAUAACGCUACAGAUGCCAACGUUGGGCGGCAUCGGCGGAACUGUGCAGCUGGUCCCAGCGCUGGGCUUGCCCGGCGUGCAAAUCGCACAGCUACCCCAGCAGGCUCAACCUCAACCGCAGCCUAUCAUUGGCCAGCAAAUCCAACAAGAUCCCAAUGAGCCAGGCAAGUGGCAGAUAGUCACUGUUGGCAACAAUAGCAAUAACAGCAACAGCGGCAACACUUCCGGCACAGAGUGUGAGAACGGGAAGCAGAGAGCGGCCAGUCCCAGCGGCAAGAGGAUGAUGAAGAGAGUGGCUUGUACAUGUCCAAACUGUGAUCAGGGAGAGAACCGGCUAGUAGAUCGCAAGAAGCAGCAUGUGUGCCACAUUGCGGGCUGCAACAAGGUGUACGGCAAGACUUCACACUUGCGCGCUCACCUUCGUUGGCACACUGGCGAGCGUCCCUUCCUCUGCAAUUGGCUCUUCUGUGGAAAGAGGUUCACACGGUCAGACGAAUUACAACGGCAUAGACGAACGCACACCGGUGAAAAACGCUUCGAGUGCCCCGAGUGCAGCAAGCGGUUCAUGCGCUCAGAUCACCUCGCCAAGCAUGUCCGCAUACACACUAAGAAUCGCAUCACGGAGGUAGCCACCUCAACGCAAUCCAUGUACUCGGACUCCGGCGACGACAGUUGCGAUGAGAAAAUGAUGCUCACCAUAGAAACCAUCCAUCCCGAGGGUGAAGACGAUAAGCAGCUGCUCAUGAUCCGGCCCGCAGGCAAGAUAGAACCCGACCACGAUAGCUAGAACGAGGACAGCGACGGGUAGGCGUCGCUGUCGUGUGUGAAUAGGAAAGUUAGAUAGAUAGAAAUGGCCAGUUUUGGAGGGCGGUACCUUCAUGGAUAGGCAGUAGCUAAUGAUAUGGUGGUGGCUUCUAUAUCUGUAUCUUUAGGUAGUUAAAUAAAUGUAAACAAUGUGUUUUUACAUUUUCGGGUACUCUGGAUCUGUUCUUUCAUCGUUCUCGUUUUAACCUUUUUAAUUUAAUCGUACCCUCAAAUGGCUAAAUAUUCGAUCUCGUCUUAGGUUCUUUACUAGGGCGAAGUAAUAGCAAACUAAAUGACUAUUGAUUAAUCAAAUCAUCCCGAUAUAUUCCUAUUAACAAAAUAGCACGAUUAUAAUAGUUUGUUGUUACGUUGAGUAAGUAAUAUUGUAGUAAAACUUUUGUAAGUUUUGGCACAUCGAGUUAAUUAACACAUUAAUUGACUUGAAGAAUUUUCUUACCCAAUAAAAUACCUAAUUGUGAUUUGUUUACAUUCUUUUAAAUACCUAAAGAUUAUAGAACCGGGAUAGGGAGCGUAAGUGGGAUAGAAUAGAAAGUGCUGCUUAAAAGACAGAAAUAGGGAGCGUAAACUGUGCACAGUAUAGGAGCCCACUGUUUAGUGUUUAGUGGCGCAGUUACUAUGUCGAGUUCAUGUUUCCGAUAUAGGCCAUAAGGCCAUAACUCGCACGCGGUUUCUAUAGGGCGAACUAUGUUGUAGCUAAGUUCUAAGGAGAACAGAAAACUAUAUUGCUCUGAUUGUAAGAACAAGUGUGAAAAUAAUAUUGUAUCCAUCCUACCAGCAAGAUUAGUGAUUGCUAUUAUACAUAGAUGUCACAAGUCUUGUCAAAUUUUACUCCGUUUUAAGAUCUCUUUCUGUUUGUCUUUGUGUUGCUGGUGACCCAUGUGUUAAAAUAAGUAAUUUGGUCAGUAUCUAAAUAAAGUUUUAACAUAGUAUGUGAGACGAGGAGUGUUUUAUAAGCAAUAAUGAAAGUAUAAAAGCUUCUUUCAGAAAAAGGUGACGAAUAAACGUUGAUCGCAAUAAAGUUUGAUAUAAGAAAAGUGUUAACAACACCUUUAAACUGAUCAUCAGUGGAUUUUUUGCAAUAUCCUCGUAAGACCAGGAGGACUAACUAAUUUAAUGUAAUUUAAACCAUUUUCAAUUUAGUUUUGACAAACAAAACAAAAGAAAUUCAACCGUAUAACCUUCACAAUUGAUUUCAAAUUCAAAUGGCAUUUUUGUAUGGUGGGCCUUGGACGGAUAAGGUUUAUGAAUUAUCUGUUAACAGUGUUGAAAAUCAAUUUGUAUGUGUGUUGGUCUAAGUGCAAAUUGUCGUAUACUUGUUGCUAGUGUAAUAUUAGAAAAUGAGAAGGCAUUAUUAUUUAUUAUAGAUAUUUUAUUAAACGAAUCGCAUCACAAUUCGUAAUUAUGUGGAAUCGUCUUUUAUAUUUAUUUAUAUACAAAUCUGCAAUAAGGCCUAAGCGCUAUUAUAAAUUUGUGUCCGAUUUUUGUAGGACACAAAUGAACCAUCUUACACUAAAAGUAAUAAAUUUAAAUUGUAAUACUCUUAGGAUGAAAUGGUUCUUGAUCAGUUGUUGUUGAAAGCAUAAUCAAUUUCCUGAGUGAAUCAACAAAAUUGUUUGUCUUUUAUGUUUUUGCAAUAAUAUAGCGUAUAGUUUGUAAAUAUCUAGAAGUUAAAACAUUUUGUUAAACAUAUUUACAUGAUGAAAUUCGUUGAGAUUAAUUGAAAUCCAUGAAACAUUAAUGUAAAUAAUGAGAAUAUUCAAGGCUCAAUAACAGACUGGUUCCAACGAAUGAGCCUUGGAAUGUUAUUCUUAUAGUGAAUGUGUGUCGAAUAAAUUAAUAAAAGUUUUAUUUCUGUUACUCGUCGUUUGAGCCGCCUGUAUUGAUAAAAUGUCUACUAGGGUAAACAAACCAUUUAUUGGUACCGAAUGUUAGCACAUAGUUUUAUUAGAUUGGCGUACCGACGAUAGGUUUGUUUACCUUCAUGAUUAAAUUAAAAAAUGUUAAUGGCUGUGGGUGUUUCAAAAGUACAGACUUGUAAGUAUUAUGUCUAUAGUCCGUCUAAGGGUGGUAUUUCACCUGUGACAAUUUCUUUGUCAAAUGUGUAUUUGCGUCUCAUAUUUUGCUUAGUGAAAGAGUGGGAUGCAGUGCACAUUGGACCAAGAAAUUGCCAUACCACCCUAUGCUAACUUUGCACCGACUUGAAGAGGACAAAGUGAGGGAGUGUCAUUUUAAACGUCAUAUUAUCAUAAUUUUUUUACAUGAAUGAUGACAUUGCCACACUUUGUCAUUGCAACUGCCAUGCAGAGAUCGCUUGGACCAACUCUAGAAGAUUUUCAUUUUUAACACCAUAGUGUAAAAAGGAAGUAUUUCGGAAUUAUCAAAUUUACUAAUGCAAUGUAUACCUACUUUAUAAUUUAUCGAUCUUUCUAAUUCUUAUUAAAUUUUUUACCCUGCAAUUUUAUCUAACAAGCAUUUUAAAUUUGAACUGGUGUAAAUAGUGAUAAUUUUUGUAAAUAUUGUAAAUUUAAGUAUUGUAGUUGUUUGAACAUAAAUUAAUAGAGAUGCACCGGAUAUUCUCUUACUAUCCGGUAUCCGGCCAUUAUUUUAAUAUCCGGCCGGAUAUCGGAUAGUGAAGCACUAUUCGGCCGGAUUUCGGAUAGUUACUGCUUGAUUUUGGGGUAAACAAAUUGAAUCUACAAACAAUGGUCAUAAUCGAAGUGAAUUUUAAUUUAAAAAUUCACAUGUAACAUUUGUGUAACACGUCCAACGUAUUAUUUGUUUAUUGCGAAAUACGCAAGCGCACGUGUACUAUAAACGAAGUUACUCUGUAGUCUGUAAUAACAUAAUAAAACUUUUCGAACCUAAAAAUGGGUCCGCGCGAACGUUCACUACGAAAUAGGUCAAAAUCUGCUCGACGCGCACCUGCAAUACUCAAAAUGUUCCGCCGGCCGAAUAUUCGGCGGCCGGAUACCGAAUAUUCGGUGGCCGGAUAUCCGGUAUCCGGCCAAACAACUAUUCGUUGCAUCUCUUCUACCUACUUAGUAAGUCCCCGCGUACUAGUACAAGUACAAAUUGAAUUCUUGUGGAAACAAAAGAAAGUCCCAAAUUAACAAGCGCAACAAUUGAAUUGGGUCUUACAAGGUAGUACAUACAAGAAAACACAGUCAUUUGGCUAAAUUCAAAUAGCAGCCUAGAUGCAAACUAUUCAAAGCGCCGAAGGUUCAAAUUGAAAGACCUUUCAAGCAGUAUUGUAUAUCCACUUUGUGGUUAUUGAUUGUAUUGUUUUGUUAUUGCCCUAAUAAUUGAAUUUCGCGUGAGGGAUCACUGACCCUCCUUGAGCCCAUCUUGGUCUAUAAAAUUGUGUGCAAUUAUUUGAUUUCCAUAGACAUAACUUCUAUGAAACACGAUAACAAAGCGUUUGAAUCCGGGUUUCAAGUUAAAAGUGGCAGUGAUUCAUUCUAUGUUUAUCUCUUGCUGACUAUACGGCUGCCUUUCCAUUGAGGCGAACGAGCGAGCGACCAGGGGUAAGAGAAAGACAUAUUCAUGUAUUGACAGGUUAAUGUAUGGCAGCAUAAUCCUUUUUCUCUUUCACUUAUAAAUUUCGGUAUUUCGCCAUCGCCUCCUACCUAUGCUGCCAUAACCCGACCAUGAAAAAAAACCCGGUCGGUGAUAAGGAAAAAGCAUGGCACUAUUUUCUCUUUCCUCUUACAGGAAUCGCAAUAAGACUAUCUUUCUCUAUCAAAGAGUGUCAGGCCCUUGACUAAUAGCAUUGGUUGUAAUCCAGCGGAGAAGACACGUGGAUGCAAUUGGUUGAAUCCUGUGUCUCUUAUCUCCGACUCAGUGGACUGUAAUCAAUUUUAUUGUCACAACAAAGCACUGUAAGGCCCAAAAUUAGCAAAAUAAACUUGUAAAUAAUGUGAUUAUCUGUUAUAUAGUGUAUAUAAGCUGUAUCAUAAGUCUGUAAAUAAUUUAAUCGUUGAACCAUUUUAAAUUAAAUAUUUUU